UCUUAAUGCAAUGGAAGUGGGAAAUGUUUUCAUUUACAUUACAGUUAUUUUGUCAGCUUUCACUUCUUUAGUACAUAGUCUGAGAAUAAGUAACAAGACUUACAUUGAAAUCCAAGGAAAAGCAUGUUUUAGACGUAUGAACGGAACACAUCAGAUUGGAUGUUCAUCUGAAACAAAGGGGAAUGUUGGUAUUUUAUAUCACAUUACUGGUGAUAAUGAUACAGAAUGGUUACUGAAGAGAGGUCCAAAUAAACCAUAUAUUGUGCUACUUAAUUCUCUACAUUUCAAAUUAGAUUUUGUAAAAAAGUUAAAGAACUCAGGGAAAGUAAAUGGUAUAAUUGUUAUACAUGUGCUACAGAAUGAAACAUUAACACCAUUCCCACCAGAGGGAUUUUCUCCUGACAGUUCCUGUCCUAAUGAUAGAUAUGGUUUAUACCAUGAGGAUAAAAGUUAUGGAAACUGUCAGAAUGUAACAUGGAAUCCUGUAGGGCAUGGCAUGAUGUUUGAGGACUUUGACAAGUUCCCCAUCUUUGUUGUCAUUAACCAGACUGAGGUUGAUAUUCUGAUAGAAGAUUGUUAUGAGAAGUUUAACAAACCUUUACCAGAUGGUUCUGUCAGAGAAUAUCCUCUAUGUGCUGUUCAGCUGAAAGAUACUAUGUCUGGUGCUAAAGAUGCUAAAACCUGUUACCGUAGAACACAAGUCCCUACAAAUCUCAAUCCUGACACAUACUGUGAUCCUCUGGGAGACCACAACGUCAUAGCUACAAUAAAAGCUGUUCCUAACCAGGAUGUCUAUCCUAACAACUCUGUUAUAUUAGCUGCUGCAAGGCUUGAUUCAUUUUCUAUGUUUGAAAAUAUCUACCCUAGUGCAGACAACCAUGUAACAGGAAUUGUGGGAUUGCUAGCAGCUGCAGAAGCUCUUUCUAAAUAUAAAGAUGACAUCAUCAAUAAUAAUAAUACCAAAGAUAUCCUUUUUGCUUUCUUUCAAGGUGAAGCUUUUGAUUACAUUGGAUCAUCUAGAACAGUGUAUGACAUGCAACAUAAUGUUUUCCCGAUGGUGGAAGAAAAGGGAAAGUCUACUUUACAUUUGGUCAACUUUAGUCACAUAUCACACUUUGUAGAGGUCAACCAACUCGGAUAUAGAGAUGAUGGGAAAGUCUGGCUCCAUACAGAUCCCCUCAGUCAAAUUAAUACACAAACAUCUAAAGAGAUUGACAAGAUGAUAGAACUUAUAAAGAGUGUAGCUGACAAUAUGAGUUUAGGUAUAGGAGAGAACAGUAGAUCCCAGCCACUACCUCCAGCAUCUGUCCAGAGGUUCCUAAGAAAGGAAAAGAUUCCAGCAGUGGUUUUUAGUGACCACCAACACAGUUUUACGAAUAAAUACUACAAUAGCAGAUUUGACAUUGCCAAAGCAAUUGAAGCAAGCACCAACGACUCAGACAUUAUCACAGAGCAAGCCAAAAACUUAACCAGGAUAUCUACCAUGCUAGCACGGACCUUAUAUACCUUGUCUACAAGUCGGGAUGCUCCUCAGGAUAUGAAAAGUUCUGAAUCUAUAGUGAAUGACUUGUUAUUUUGUUUUCUGAUAACAAGACAGUGUGAAAUGUUCAGAAGAGUUUUAGAUGAUACUGAUAACAAAAAUCUGGAUGAGAGUAGUCUCCCUUACCCAUUCUAUGUAAGUGUCACAAGCACUAGUAACCAGGUGACCUAUUUAACCAAGAGACUUCUGAGUUACUUUAUUGGAGAUAGAGUCAACAAUACAAAAGACAACUGUAAACAGUCUGGAAGUAAUAAGGUUAACCAGUAUUACUGGAUGCAGGGAGAAGUGAAUACAACAACCAACAAGAGACAAGGAUUCUGUAGCAAAAGUACAGCAGUGUACACCUUAGCUCAAUCUCCUCUGUUUGAUCAAGAUGAUUAUAAUUGGAAUAUAGAUGAAUACUCAGCUUGGACAGAAAGCAGCUGGCAAACAGAUUCCAUACAAAUGAGGAUUUUCUUAGUCCCAAGUAAACAUUUAGAGGUAGCCCUGUUGUGUUCAGGACUGGCCCUACUCCUUAUUUCAUUGGUCGCUGCCUAUUUUAUCAACCUGAAGGCAUCCAUUUUGUUCAGUAUUAACAGUUCACAAACUACAUAAGACAGUGACAUUGUCAGUAGGAGUUAUUCUGACAGUUGUGUUUAUGACCUUGACCUACUUCAUCAAUAAGAAGGCUGAUGUUUUAUUUUCACAGAGGAGGACAAGGAGAUUUUAGAAUGAUAACAGUUUUGAAAUUAUUUUUUUUAUUGUCUUUCAUUGUCUUUAUAUGAUCAAAUCAUAUUUGUAACAAGAGUAGUUCUUGUCUAUGUAGUAACUCUGAUCAUCAUCAUACUUUAAUUAACUAACAAGAGUAGCAAUAGUCUAUAUGCCAAUUAUCAAUAUGAUUCUGUUAUUGCACACUUUUAACACAAGUUGUUUACCUGUCAGUUGUAGACUGGUUCUAACCUGGACAAAAUUAGCUACUACCAAUGCAAAAUUGAAAGUGAUAUAAAGGUGUAUGUUGAAAGUGAUAUAUAUUUUAUCUAACCAAUUUUUAUUGAAAAAAUAACAAUUGAUAUCAAAAAGUUUUAGGUAACAAAAGAUUAAAUGUAAUUUAUAGAUUUGAGAAAAGUUACAGAUUACUUACAUUAUGCACAGAUAAAAGCUCUCUCUGCUUGCCCUUCAUUGGCAAUGAAAAUGGAUGCCUCUCCUAAAGGAAACAUCUUGUGUAAAUGGAUCUCUAAUUACAGGGUCAAUUCAAAAUUGAUAAAUAGACUAUUAUCUGCAUCAUAUUCUAAUGAACAAGUUUAAGAUACACAUUUUUUGAAUAAUAAAACAAUGAUGGGAUAGAUUUGAUACUAUUUGUUGAGGAGAACUAUUCUCUGACCAGUAGUUAUGACGCCUUCAUACAAUUUAGAAACAGGGAUUACUAUCUUAUUAAUGCUAGAUCUUUAUACUGUCUCAGGUGAAGUUUCAUAAUAUCACUAUUAACAUUAUGUUUAUUGUGGAAAAAUCAGCAAAAUGAAUGUUGAGUGCCAUACACUAACAUUGAGAUAUUGUAAAUUUAGAAAUUAUUGUGUGCAUUUAUUAUUUCAAUUUUUUAAGAAUGGACAAAAUUGCGAGAUUAAUUAUUGCGAUUCAAGGAAAAUCUGCAUACUGAUAUAUGUCUCAGAUACCGGAAUGUGAGUUUGUAUUAUUGCGAUCCUCACUCUGACAGUCGCAUUAUUCACAUAGAUAAAAACCUUGCAAUAAUUUCUGAAUUUACAAUAUUCAUUUCUGUGUUAAAUAAUAUUUCUUGGAAAACCUUUGCUACUAUAAUAACACUACAUUAUUGUUGUACAUGUAUAACAUAUUGUAAAUUCAUUAAUUAAUUACUGUGAUAUUUAAUUAAUGUAAAUAGGAUAAGCAUUUCAAUGUUCGACUACAAAUGUACAGGACUAACAUUUAUUUAUUUUACAUAGAGUCAAUUGUCAAAAAUUUGCACCAAUAAAAGCUGGCAUUGAUUUCUUAAUUUGAAGUUUUAAAAAUAGCUCUUAACAGUCACAAUAUCUUCAAAGAUAUAUAUGAUCAAUGGAUAGAAAAUGGUUCAUUAACUCAUUUAAAAUCCAUUUUAAGGGUGCUUUGCAGUGUCCAAAUUUAUGAAAUGCAGCAAUAUUUUUAACCCACUCUGAUAUUGUGUAAAAAGAACUAAGGCUUGUCUUCAAGAAGAAAUAAAGAAGUCUUUAUCUGGUAAAUUGACUUAAAUUUCAUUCACAGCAUGCAUAUUUUUUUUAUGCCCCCGCCGUAGCGGAGGGGGCAUUAAGUUUUACCCUUGUCCGUCUGUACGUACGUCCCGAAAUUGGUUUCCGUUCUCUAACUUGAGUUUGCCUCAACCAAAUGUUAUGAAACUUAUACACAAUGCUUAUUACCACAAAACACAGAUCAAGUUUGAAUUUUGGUGGCGUCACUUUAACCGAUCUAGAGUUAUGCCCCUUUAUAAAAGGAAAUAUUGCAAAAUAUUUAGUUUCCGUUCUCUAACUUAAUUUUGCCUCAACCAAAUGUUAUGAAACUUAUACACAAUGCUUAUUACCACAAAACACAGAUCAAGUUUGAAUUUUGGUGGUGUCACUUUAACCGAUCUAGAGUUAUGCCCCUUUAUAAAAGGAAAAAUUGCAAAAUUUUUAUUUUCUUCUAAAUAUCAAGUUUAUAUAAUAUAUUUUUAAAAUUGGAGUUAUCUUCCUUUGACCAUGAUUAUAGUUGAAUCAACUACAAUCAAUGCUUUAUACAAUGCAAUGUUUAAUUUAGACUUCCACUGAUAAAACACAGAUCAAGUUGAAUUUGGGUAGUGUCACUUUAACCAUUAUUGAGUUAUGCCCCUUUAUAAAUAGAAAGAUUGCAAAAUUUUUUAGUUUCCAUUCUGUAACUGAAGUUUUCCCCAGCCAAACAUUAUGAAACCUAUACACAAUAUUCAUUACCACAAAACUCAGUAAGGAUCAAGUACAAUUUUUUUGUUUCAGUUCUCUAACUUGAGUUUGCCUCAACCAAAUGUUAUGAAACUUAUACACAAUGCUUAUUACUACAUAAUACAGAUUAAGUACGAAAUUAGGUGGCAACACUUUUACCAUUCUAGAGUUAUGUCCCUUUAUAAACAUAAAAAUUGCUGAUUUUUUUUAGUUUGUCUCAACCAAAUGUUGUAAAACUUAUACACAAUGCUUAUUACCACAAAACUCAGAUCAAGUUCAAAUUUGGGUAGCGUCACUUUUACCGUUCUUCAGUUAUGUCCCUUUAUAACUAUAUGAUAUGCAAGCGGGGGCAUCAUCUGUGUCCACAUGUGGACGCUAUCCACAUUUAUUUUAUUAUGUGAUAAUGAUAAAUUUUCCACUGUGCAAUAAAUAUAUGCCAUGUGACAUGAACAAUUUAUGACAAUGUAGUUUGAAUGUAUUCAACCAUUUUUUGUGCAUUUUAUAAUUUGUUCAAUUACACAUGCCAACAAAGUCUGUUGGUUCAUUGUGUACAGAGUCUGAACUCAGGAAUUCAGAAAUCCCAUGAAAAUAAUUUUCCUUUCAUUAAUUCCAAAAAUUUGUAUUAAGGAUAAAAAUGAGUAUAAUGUAAUUUUGUUUAUUCCUGUGCUGACCUAGUAUGUAGCCCUGUGUAUGCUUUUUUGAAGAUUUUUUGUUUUAAAUAAACUUCUUGAUAUCACGAUGUAAAUAUUUUUAACUUUUAAUUUCCAUUCCAAGUUUUUCAUAGACAUAGUGUAGAUAUUCAUUAUUUAUGUCUAUUUUACGUCUUUGUUACAGUACUGCUUCAUUUAAUGACAAAAAAAUGUAGUCAUCCCUUCCUAGUAUUGUCCUGAAUUGAAAAUUACAUUAAUUUUGUCACAAAAUAAAGUCCUUUCAUUAUAGGGAAACAAUUAUUAGGAAAUAAAAAUGUUCAUUUCUUUCAGUUCGCAUGAAUCCAUGAAAAUAAAUGUCUGUCAACUGGUAAAACAUAAGAAGUACAAACUAGCACACUUUGGCUGGAAAAUAAUGGUUUACCACCUUUGUUUUUAGGGGUAAAGAUUGCAUGAAUGCAAUUAAAACUCUUUUGUAACUGGCUUGAGAGCUAUAUUUUCCAAGCAUCAUCUCUACAUUUAAGAGCACAAACAACAUAUUGCAUUGACUUUUACAUUCUUUAGAUCUUCUCCAUGUGAAGCAAUUUAUUUAUGAUAUAUACUCAGAUUUUCAAGUUACAAAAUGAUGUGUUUGUGUAUAAUCUUUCUUGACAAGAAAACUAUUUUAUUUUAAUUACAUACCGGUAUACCUGGACAUGAAAUAUGAAUGUUAUGCACUGCAAUUAUUGACAAGGAAGAUAACUCUAAUUCAAAAUAUUACCUAAAUGUGUUCCAUUGUUCAAUACAAUGCAGUUCACAUUGCAGAAUGAAAUCAAUCUUUACCCUUCUGUGCUCACAAGCACUUUGAUUAUGAUCGUGCAGUAAGCUUUAUUUGUUAUUUUUACUGUAUGUCAUUGAGUUAUUAUCUCAUGUACAUUUACAAUAUGUCAUUCAUUGUAUAAUUUGUAUGGAUCAUGAAGAAGAAUAAGUGUAAAACAUUGAUUGAAUAUUUGCCAAACUUGUACAUUAUUUCCAUGAAUGUUAGAGGACCAUAAAUGAAGAACAAAUGUAUUAUUAUAUUUGAUUUUGAAUUUAUUAUAAAUAUCAUGAGAUUAUUUUUGUAUUUCAUUUAUUUGAAACUUAUGUAAAUUGAUUGUUAUUUAAUUUUAAUGAAAUCUGUUUUGGUAUGUGAUAAUUUUAUAUUUCACUAAUCAUAUGUAAUAAUGUGUAUGCUGAAGUCAUAAAUUUUUAGUAAAUGUCACGAGGAAAUGAGGGAUAAUUAGCUUCAGGAGUUAACUCAAUGUGCAGUGUGCAGAAAUCUGUAAUGCUGGCUGUUUCAUUUUGAGAAAUGAACAUGUCUUUCCCAGUUCCUUACAUAGUGAAGCUCUAAUAUAAUAUAUAUAUAUAUAUAUAUAUAUAUGUAAAAAUUGUCAUUUUGUUUUGGUUUCAGAAUUCAGUGUUAUUAAUGAUGUAUUGACAUAAUUAAAAUGAUAUUGUGUCUUGCUUAAACAAGUUUAUUUGAAGAAAAAAAGAGGAAAAAAGAAAAAUGGAGUGAAAGGUUGAACAUUUUAUUUUUUAUUUGACCUUCAAGGGACCAGAAGUGUGAAUGUGAGGAAUGGUAAUAGAUUAUUGCAUUAAAAACAUUUUCUAUGUUCCUGUCUAAAUAAAGCAUAUAGUUACAACAUUGCUUGUCUGUCCUUGAUAAAAACUUAAGCAGCUUUCUUAGGUAGAUAUCACUGUGCUUUGACAUAAUUACUUUUAAAGAUAGAAUAGAGGUUAGUGCAUUAUGAAUGUGUUUUUUGUUUGCUUGUUUGUUCUAUUGGUCAACCCUAUACACCAAAAAUUCAAAUGUAUCUGAAUUAUCACUUGUCAAUAAAAUGCUAUCACUUGAUGUGUGACAUCAGACAUCAGUUGUCUGUCAGUAAAAUUGUUCAGAUUUUGUUCUCUGAAACCUAAGGUAAAUUAAAACAUACUUGGCCUUCCAUUGGAUUUCAAAAGUUUAUAUUCUGCAUUUGUAGGUCAUUUAUCUUUCUCUUUUUAAAAUCUUACAGAUAAAUUUAAUUAUUAUGCAUUGAUGCCAAUUGAGUCGAUACCAGUUCUUUCGAGCCAAAUGUAGGUCUAUGUUUAUUAUGGUGUGUUUUGUCUGAAAGGGGCACAAUCAUAUUUGCUGAAAUAAAAAAAAAAGCUUUUCUCCAUACAAGUCUGAUUGGUUUUCUUUGCAUAGAGAUAUUUGAGCAAUGUUAAUUUAAUUGUCAAGAAGUAUUAUCAAGAUUGAAUUAACUUAAAACAUCCUUUUCUAAUUAUGAUUACUUGUUAUGAAGUGCUUAAUGUUUUUUUUUUGUAUGAAUGUUUUGUAUGAGGAUAAAAUAAAAAUGAUGAUUA
Mytilus californianus (California mussel) is the source of this 7463-nucleotide messenger RNA. RefSeq names its product nicastrin-like. The transcript is spliced from 16 exons. Gene Ontology annotation, biological process: Notch receptor processing; protein processing. Gene Ontology annotation, cellular component: membrane. The coding region runs from base 11 to 2134 and encodes 707 amino acids. NCBI's taxonomy places the organism in Eukaryota, Metazoa, Mollusca, Bivalvia, Mytilida, Mytilidae. The record is from RefSeq and is a predicted model, not a curated record.